Molecule: messenger RNA, 1299 nt
Organism: Colletotrichum spaethianum
Lineage: Eukaryota; Fungi; Ascomycota; Sordariomycetes; Glomerellales; Glomerellaceae
Product: MFS transporter prlL
Exons: 2
Coding region: 1-1299 (432 amino acids)
Biological process (GO): transmembrane transport
Cellular component (GO): membrane
Molecular function (GO): transmembrane transporter activity
Source: RefSeq, a predicted model, not a curated record
AUGGAACAAGACCUCCAGACAAAUCCACCAUGGGACGGGUGGUACCAGUGGACACUGACGGCCUUUUACAUCUCGUAUAUCUCCUUUGAGUGGAUGUCGCUGCUGUGGAAGCUCAUCCCAGCCCACAUAUACGUCUCCAUGAUUGUGUUGUCGUGGGGCUUAACCGCCUCACUGCAGUCCGUCGCCGUUUCAUACCCCAUGCUCAUCCUUCUGCGGGUGCUACUCGGUAUUGGAGAGGCCGGGUUCACCGGUAUACCAUUUUACUUGUCUUUCUUUUUCAAGAGAGAGGAGUUGGCAUUCCGUACAGCCAUCUUUAUUUCUGCCGCACCACUGGCAACAACGUUCGCAUCGUCGUUGGCUUGGUUGAUUACCAACUUUGCAGAGAAUGGUCCGAUCGCCCCUUGGCGUCUGCUCUUCCUCGUUGAAGGCUUCCCAUCCGUCGUCGCGGCCGUCGCUGCAUGGCACGUCAUCCCCGAUAGUCCAGAGACGGCGCGGUACCUUACUGCGCGUGAGCAAAAAGUUGCCCGCCUCCGUCUUCGACGUGAGAACCCGCACAAGAACCGCGGAGACAAAGACUCACGUAGCCUCAAGGGUCGCGAAGUAUUGGCCGUUUUGUGUGACCCAAUGGCAUUACUGACGGCUGCCAUGUUCUUCCUCACCAACAUGGCGUAUUCCUCCCUACCGGUCUUUCUUCCCCAGAUCCUGAUGGAAAUGGGCCACUCUCGCCUGGAGUCUCAAGGGCUCAGCGCUCCGCCCUAUCUUCUGGCUUUCCUCGCCGUUCUCCUGACCGCCCACUUGUCGGAUCAGAUGCAGAACCGAUCUAUCCCUAUUGUAGUCCACGCCCUCGCGUCGGCCGGCGGAUAUUCCGCGCUUGCAUUUGCAAAGCCGCUAGGCCUGUCGCCGCUGGUGCGUUACCUGGCCGUGUAUCCCGCCGCCGUAGGCUUUUUCAACGUUGUGACGCUCACCGUGGCUUGGAGCAUCAACAACCAAGCUUCGGAAAGCAGGCAAGGCGGCGGCUUCGCCCUGAUGCAGAUCGUUGGACAAUGCGGACCACUCGUGGGCACGAGGUUGUAUCCAGAUAGAGAUGCGCCCUUCUACGCGCCUGGCAUGCAGGCCUGCGCGGGUGCUAUGCUCGCCGUGGCCGUCUUGACGCUAUUCUUGAGGUUCUACCUCGGCUAUCUGAACCGCAAGAUGGACGCCGUUCGAGCUAGUAGUAGUGAUGCUGAGGAGGAGGAAGGGCUGGUUGGUUCCAGUGUGCGCGCGACGAUAGUGAGCAAUAGGUUUAGAUAUAUGCUUUAG